AUGCAAUUCUCACGUAUCUCUGCCCUUGCCCUCGUCGUUGUCCUUGCGGACUUCAGCAUUGCUCUCCCCGUCGGCAAGGACUCAUCGAUUGCCGCUUUAGGCCAAUUAGUCCCAGCGGAUGCCGCCAAAAUGAUCCCUCGCCAUGCAGGAAACCCCGGAUACGAGGCUGCUCAAGCAGGAGAGGGUCCAUUGGCCCCAGCCCACCCAACUGAGAUCCACCCAGCUCCAGUCCAACCAGUUGUGAUUCACCCAACUCCAGUUCACCCAGCUGCAGUCCACCCAGCUCCAGUCCACCCAGGUACUGUUCAGCCCGGUGAUGCCCAAACCGCCGAUGUCCAACCCGCUGAUGUCCAACCCGCCGAUGUCGACCCUGCCAACAUUGAACAAACCGGAUUUCACCCUACCAUCAACCAAGCGGAGCAGGUACAAAACAACCAUGGAAAUUCUUUGAUCGAUGUCGACCCCCAGGUUCUUAUUCCUAUUGAUCUCGACUGCGUAGGAAUCGCUGUCUGCAACCCGGUUACAGUCAACAGAGAGGGAAGCACCAGUGCAUAA
This is a messenger RNA of Botrytis deweyae, 555 nucleotides long. RefSeq lists its product as uncharacterized. NCBI's taxonomy places the organism in Eukaryota, Fungi, Ascomycota, Leotiomycetes, Helotiales, Sclerotiniaceae. The coding region runs from base 1 to 555 and encodes 184 amino acids. The transcript is spliced from 2 exons. The record is from RefSeq and is a predicted model, not a curated record.